Messenger RNA from Effrenium voratum, 693 nucleotides. The record is from the annotation of a GenBank genome assembly. NCBI's taxonomy places the organism in Eukaryota, Dinophyceae, Suessiales, Symbiodiniaceae.
AUGGCGGCAACGUUGCUUGGUCAGCUUCCAUUGUGGAUCUUUGCCACGUUGCUGACGUGGGCCGUGUGCUGGUUUGCUGUCGCGCCGGUGUACUGCCAGGAUGAGCCGACCUGCGCCAAACAAUUGAAGACCUACCCGCGCUACUACCACCUUGUGUCUACCGCCGCUUUGAUUGCAAUGUGUGGGCAUGAGGUCAUGGGCUUGAUCGCCACCUACAUGGGAGCGCAGCAAACGCAAGCCUUGAUCCCGCACUUGAAGAGCCGGUGCCUGCCCAGUUUCCUGCUGGCACUGAUGUUCGGAGUGCUGGCCACGGCUGAGCGGGGCUUCUCGCGAUCUGAGUGGACCGUUGCGCAUGUGAUGCCCAGCGCGGACGGCCUGACAGCCGCCGGCCGGCCAGUAUAUACCAUGCAGUACAUGGAGUGGGGCAUCAACGUGCCCAUUCUUUUCAUCUUGUCGGGCUACUGCAGCCUUGGCCGGCCCAUCUCGGAGAUCUCUCGCCCGCUGGUGGUGACCAACAUUUACGUGAUCUUUUGCUGGGCGGCCACUGCCACGGACUCAGGGCUCCUGAAGUGGCUGCUGAUCGCGGUGUCAUUCGCCAUGUACGCCUGGGCCUCUGUGGACAUGCUGGGUUGGGUCAGCGAGUUCGAGCGUGCGGCGCCCCGGGACUUCAGCUCCUUGCAAGUGGCUGGCUGA